UACGAACGCACCAGCGCUAAACAUUUACGCAAUUAAACUAAACUGUCAUAAUUGGUGUACCUAUACGGAUGAAUGCAGAAGUGUAGUUUCGCACUCUCUAUAACGCAGGUCCUUAUAAACAUGCAGUGCGCUGCUUAUAAUGUUGAACACCAUCAUAACCAUAGAAAAUGGGGUUUCUGCUCAUGAGGCCGUAAGCACCCAGCAACCAAGAAUGACCACUUUCUCUCAUGUUAUAACCACGGAUCUCUGCUUGAUGGUCUCAACGUGACCUCUACCGCCGACCAUGGGGUUUUCCUUGCACAGGGUUUAUCGCGAUACUUCGAUAUCCACGGCAACACUGGAUGAUCCCACCGCUGCCACCGAAAUGAUAUCAUCAAACUACACUUUGGACUAUGACGAUGGCUUUCUUAUGACCUUAUCAGGUAAGGUCCUGGUGGGAAUCGUGUGUGGAAUACUCCUCUUGGUUGUCCUUGUGGGAAACACCUUCGUGGUUGUUGCAGUUGCCAAGUUCAGGAGAUUGAGGACUCCAGCAAACGCUCUCCUCUUGAAUUUGGCCAUCGCUGAUGUCACUGUAUCAGUCUUCGUGAUGACCUUUUCUACGAUGAGACUACUAAGCGAUGGUCAUUGGUUACUGGGAUCCUUCAUGUGUAAGUUUUGGAUGUCCAUGGACGUGCUUUGCUGUACGGCGUCCAUACUUACUCUCUGUAUGAUUUCAUUAGACAAAUAUUGGGCAAUCACACGUCCUCUCUCGUACCAUAGUGAUAUGUCAUGGAGGAGAACUGGUUACAUGGUUACUUUUGUUUGGGGUUGUUCGGGUAUUAUUUCUUUCGUGCCGAUCUUCACGGGACUUUAUGCCAAGGACAGAGCAAAUAUCUCCACGGACGACAUUUGCGGGGUGAACUUCUCUGUAAAUAGGUACUACGCUGUCGUAUCGAGUAUGACAUCUUUCUACGUACCCCUUGCGGUAAUGAUAUUCACCUACUGUCACAUUUAUUUUAUCGCUCGAUCGCAAGCCAUUCGAAUCAAAGAAGAGAUGAAUAGAACAGAAUAUCUGGGAAGAACGUCCCCUCCACAAUCUAUGAGGGCGUCAAUACCUUCAAAUAAAACGACUGAAAACCUUGAGCAACCUCCUGCUGAACCGAAUAGGAGGCGGUCAAGGUCUAUAACGCGUGAAUACAAAGCUGUCCGAACUCUAGGACUAAUUAUGGGGUGUUUCAUUCUAUCAUGGUUACCUUUUUUUCUAAUGUACCUCAUUAUGAACUUCUGUACAACAUGCCAUCUUUCCUUCCACGCGGAGAACGCCAUCACGUGGCUCGGUUAUGCCAACAGUCUCAUGAACCCACUAAUUUACAAUUUUCGGAAUCGCGAUUUUCGUUAUGCCUUCCGUGUCAUCGCGCAUAGGAUCCUCAAGGCUAUCACGUUUGGCUACUUGGACAACAAGAAGGGGGUGUUCCCCAAGAAUGCAUCGUCGCACCAUCGCUUUUCUACGUCGUCCAACGGCCAUCCGAACGGAAGCCCCCUUCUUUGCGCUAGCGGUAUCAAGCUGAACCUCAUGAAGCGCCAUUCGGAAGGCAGAGUUUCGCAAGGUGGAAAUGGUGGGGAGAAUGAGAUGCCUUGCCAGAUUUUACCGGAAGAUGAAAUUUUGAAUUGUUCUCCCGAUCGAGGAGAAGAAGGCGAGAAAGUGACAUUCCGCGAGGAAGAUGGAAGUGACCACUCUUUAUGAAUAUUUCGUUACUUAAAAAAAACAUCUUUUGAUGUACUAUAGCAUUCAUCAGGUGAAAAAACGUUUAUUUACCAGGAUCUAUAGAAGGUUUACCUGACUGAAGUUAGUUUGUUAUUAUACAACUCAACACGCUCAAAUCAUGUUACGAUGAAAAGACAAACACCAAACGAAAAAUAUCAUUGAUAACCUAUAAAAGGAUCACUUCUCACAGAGAGAUUUUUUUUUUCUUGAAUGAAAACUCUAUUUAUUGCCCCAUGUAUGAAGUAUCUAUUCUCAGUUUGAGUGUAUAAUGAGACGAUUAUGUUGGUGUAUCAUGUGCAAUUUUUACCUCUCGUUUUUUUCCUUUUGAACAGGCAUGCACAUUAUCAGAGAAAAUUAUGUUACCCAUCAUUAUGCAUGGGUAUAUUUAUGUUAAAUACAUCGACCAACAGGGUUACAUCGAUUAUAAACGCUGCUAACAUGUAGAAUUGUAUAGUUGGUUGCCGUGAUUUGUUUUACUUUGUUUGAGAGAAGCAUCGCAUAUAGUCUCGUUCACUGUAAAAUAAAAUGCUGUAUUUCUUAUUCAGUUUUUGCGGGGAAAAUAUACGAAACACCCCAUAUUUAACCAUAGAGCUAUUACAUAGCUCCAUGAUUUAACGGUGAUUUUAAAAGCCACAAAAUUUUACGGUGAACUAUAAACGUUACUGUGGAAAGUCAAGCAGCAGUUCUAGAAUUUUACCCUAUUUUUAAAAGGCGAAUUCCCAGCAUCUUGAAGCUUGAUUUUCCACUUUAAUGUUCAUGGUUAACCGUAAAAUUGUGCGGAGGUUUUACAGUACGUCAUACCGUUCAUAAUUUGGUCUUUUGCAAAUUUUAUGUUAUUUUUCACUUUCAUAUCCGGCCAGAAUUACGAUUUCGCCGUAAAAAUAUUACAGUAUGUUGUGUAAUUAUUGAUUAGAAAUAUACAUGUAUAUAACUGCAAGAACAUACACAAAAAUGUGUUAUAUCUAUAUAUUGUGUGAAAUGACGACAUUUACCUCGGAAUAAAAUUCAACAAAAUGGAAUGAGUCUGGUUAAGCCGCUUCAACGGCGCCAAUAGCUAAUUUUGAAUUCGUCCCAUUAUCUACUUAUCUGACGAAUGCCAUUUGUAUAAUAUUGUUGGUUUUUCAUUAAGUUGCCAUUUCACAACUGAAAAGAUGAUGGGGUUUGGAAAUUUAUUUAGUUAUCUAUUCCUGCUGAAAAAGAACACAGUGUCACACUGUCUGAUCACAGUGUAUUCGCAAAGUGAACUAGGCACUAAAAAGCUCCAGUGUUGAUUUAACACCAGCCCGAAAUCUACUAUGUCCACACCAGAAAAGAAUUGAAACAACACCAGUC
Molecule: messenger RNA, 3076 nt
Organism: Lytechinus variegatus (green sea urchin)
Lineage: Eukaryota; Metazoa; Echinodermata; Echinoidea; Temnopleuroida; Toxopneustidae
Product: probable G-protein coupled receptor No18
Exons: 2
Coding region: 284-1723 (479 amino acids)
Biological process (GO): adenylate cyclase-activating adrenergic receptor signaling pathway
Cellular component (GO): membrane
Molecular function (GO): G protein-coupled receptor activity
Source: RefSeq, a predicted model, not a curated record